Molecule: messenger RNA, 576 nt
Organism: Panonychus citri (citrus red mite)
Lineage: Eukaryota; Metazoa; Arthropoda; Arachnida; Trombidiformes; Tetranychidae
Exons: 1
Coding region: 1-576 (191 amino acids)
Biological process (GO): DNA integration
Molecular function (GO): nucleic acid binding
Source: RefSeq, a predicted model, not a curated record
AUGAAUGCGAAGUGGCAACUUUCAACCGCUUACCACCCGCAGACGAAUGGAUUGACCGAAAGAGUAAAUCGAACGAUUUGUUCAAUGCUCAUGCACUAUUGUCAGGAACAAAAUCAAACUAAAUGGACGCGAAUUUUGCCCCUAAUUAAUUUCGCUUAUAAUUCAAGUGUCAACCGAAUUAAUCAAGUUUCACCCUUUUUUCUCUUGUAUGGGAGAGAGCCAAUGCUUCCCGUUGAUUUACAAACUAACCCCGAUGUAAAGAAGACAACCCUUGGUGAAUACAUGAAAUUUAUGAAUCAUGAAUGGAAAUUUGUUAAAGAACAAGCGCAAAUCCAUUCUGCAACUUCGCAAGAGAAACAAGCUGAAUAUCAUGAUAAGAAGAAUAAGAUUAGAACUUACGAAGUUGGUCAAUUGGUUCUACGCGAAUUCAACCUCAGGGAAGGGAAACUUGGCCCAAAAUACGAAGGACCGUUUCAAAUAAUUAAGAAAAUGGGUAACACCACUUACAUAGUGAAACGAGAAAAUUCAACGGACGAGUUUAGAGUUCAUGCAUCGCAAAUAAAACUCUACCACUGA